UGGAGUCUCCUUAUAUCUUACUUCAUGGAUCUAGCAUAUACGUGCCAUAUUCUAACCCAAAAACAGAUUUUGUACGAAAAUUUAUAAGUUUUUUGUCAAAAAAGUUGAAAAACAAUUUGAAGACAUUUCAUUUCAAUAUAAAAGAAAGAUUAUGCGUGAAUACCGCUUUUGCAAAAUUUAUAGGAAGUAAUUAAUUUGUGACAAAUCUUGCUUAAUAAUCUAUUAGGAAAAAAAUGUGUUCAUUAAACGAUUGCAGAUAUAAUGAUGACAAUGAAACACCUAAUAAUGCUAAAGACGCAGUAAUGAAUGCAACUCAAUGUAGAAAAUGCAGAUUUGAAGAUGUUGAUGUUUUGCUAGUUGGUCAAAGUGGUUACUGCAAAACAUGCUUUCUGACUGUUACAAAUCACAAGUUUCGAGCUGCGCUUGGUAAAUCUAAGAUUAUUCGCCAUGGUGAUUUGAUAUUGAUUGAUCAUUCUGGUGAAUUAAAUGCCACUGUACUUUUACAUCUCAUUAGAGCGGGUAUGAGUGAGUCAGCUCAUAAGAAGCUUAUCUUUAAGAUAAUAGUUUUGUAUAUAGAUGAUAGUGUUGUAAUGGGAAGGACAAAUGAAGAAAGGAAUACUCUGCAACAUAAAAUUGCUGAGGAAAUAAAGGAUUAUGGAUUCAAUGGUUAUGUUGUAUCGUUGAGUCAAGUGUUGAGCAAGGAGGAUAUUUUAAGUAUAAUACCAAUAGAUCAACAACAAAUAAACAAUGAAAAUGAUGAUCAAUUAUAUACAAUAUUGGCCAAUCUAUCAGAUGAAACCUCAAGAACGGAUUUACUCAGCCAAUUACGUCGAAGAUUGCUGCUAUCAGCAGCUCGAAAACUCAAUUGUAAUAAAGUGUUCAUAGCAGAUUCAGCUAUGGACAUUGCCACGAAAGUUCUUGGAGAUAUAUGUUUAGGACGUGGUGCGCAACUUUCUGUGCUCGCAAACUUCUGCGAUACUCGGUGCACCGAUGUCAAGAUACUCAAGCCGCUGAGAGAUUUUACACAGCAGGAAUUAUUGUAUUAUUCAAAGUAUCAUAGAAUAGAGUCUGUUAAAUUGAGAGAAUUAAUUGUGACAAUACCGACAACAUCUAUACAGACAUUAGCAUGCAACUUUACAAUAGAACUGGAUUCUCAGUUUUCUGGUACAGUGUCCACUAUAUUUCGUACAGCUGAAAAAGUAAGCGCGAAGUUCAACGAGCAGCAAGACAUGGAAAAUAAUUGUGUGCUGUGUGACAUAAGAUUAAACUCUGUACCUUUUAGUGACGAAGUAUCCGCUAUGCGGGCGGUUGCAGUUUCUAAAUGGAUAUCUUCCAAAUGUGGUGAUACGAAGACUCUUCCUAAUGGUAAAGAAAAUGGAACAUCACAUUGCAUACUACCACAGUUAAACAACAAAGUAUGUUCUAAUGGCGAAUGUGAUUGUAAGAAAAGUAAAGAAAUACAAUUAACUGACGAAGACAUUUGGAGAUGUCUUUGUUACAGUUGUGGACAGAUAUUUCGGAAUUCAGAGAUUUUAAAUACUUUUCCAGCAUCAUUACUGUUUGAAGUCCAACAAAGAAUGGCUUUAAAAAACAUGAGAGAAGAAAUCAACGAUUUUUUAUUAUGAACCAAUAGAAAAAUCAAAUAGUAAUGUUAUCUCUAGUUACAAUUUUUUAAAUUAAAUGAGAUAAAAAAAUGCUAAAAUUUUUAAUAUUAAUAUCUUUGAGCUAAUUAUGAAAUACAUUUAACAUAAAAGACGGUCAAUCAUGCGAUAUUUUUUCAUCUCGAUUAAAGCUGUUCAUAAGCUGUAAUAUUGAAUUACUUUAUCUCGUCACAAUCUUAUAGACUGUAUGACUGGACAUUUCUAACAUAUUUCCCUCUGUCAACAUACGAAAAUACCAAGUCAAAGAUUACUUAGACCAGAUGCUGUGGAACCGGGGAGACAGAGGGGGCGACCGCCCACCCAGAGAUAAUUCAGGGGGGGGGUGUAGCCCCCCCUGAAAUUUUUCUGUUUUUUUUUCUAGGUAUUUCAUGACCGAAAAUAUUGAGUAUCAGAUAUUUACAUCAAAGGUGAAAAAAUGGGUUAUUUUUCUUUUCUUUUCUUUUUUUCCUUCUUUUUUCUUUCUUUUUUUUGAUUAUUUAUUCGUUCAAUUGAAGUACACUACAUAACGAAGAAAAUUAAGCGCAUUAAGUUAAUUAGAACAAAAUACCUGUGCAUAUUUUUUGCAUAUUUAUACUACCCACUGAGCGGCCUAUUAUAUAUAUGAUGUUUGAAUGGAGUUAUAUACAUCUACAUAUUAUGAAUGUAUUAUGUAUCCCCUUUAUAAAUUUUGCCCCCUUAGAUGAAAAAUACUUCCGCGGCGCCUGACUUAGGCUAAGAAGCCUAUCAUUUAUGCCACAGUUGCAGAUAAUUAGCACUAAGCGAUAAUGUCAAUGUUUGUUGCGCAUUAGAAAACAUACCGCUUCUUUGAAAAGAUGAAUUAUCAUCAGCAUAAUAUAUUAUUCUAUUUUUCCUAAAAUUUUAGUUUGUUUAGUUUGUGUAGAUGUGCAUUUCUUUUACGGGCUGUGUGACAAAUCGACGUCUUUGCAUAAAUAGUGAAAGAAAUGUAUAAUGUAUAUAUGUAUAUAUGUAUUUAUUAUUUGCAGAACAAUAUAAUAAAAACAAAU
Linepithema humile (Argentine ant) is the source of this 2665-nucleotide messenger RNA. RefSeq names its product Cytosolic thiouridylase subunit 2 (gene Ctu2). The record is from RefSeq and is a predicted model, not a curated record. Gene Ontology annotation, cellular component: cytosol. NCBI's taxonomy places the organism in Eukaryota, Metazoa, Arthropoda, Insecta, Hymenoptera, Formicidae. Gene Ontology annotation, molecular function: sulfurtransferase activity; tRNA binding. Gene Ontology annotation, biological process: tRNA wobble position uridine thiolation.